Messenger RNA from Thermothielavioides terrestris NRRL 8126, 2118 nucleotides. RefSeq lists its product as uncharacterized. Gene Ontology annotation, molecular function: transmembrane transporter activity. The coding region runs from base 159 to 1766 and encodes 535 amino acids. Gene Ontology annotation, cellular component: membrane. Lineage: Eukaryota; Fungi; Ascomycota; Sordariomycetes; Sordariales; Chaetomiaceae. Gene Ontology annotation, biological process: transmembrane transport; amino acid transport. The transcript is spliced from 2 exons. The record is from RefSeq and is a predicted model, not a curated record.
AGCACUUCGGGUGACACCGCGGCUCUGCCUCCAUCCUCCGACAGCAGACGCCCGCCCAUCACCCCUCACCGCUCACUCUUCAGGAACACGGUGGACAACGAGUUAGGUAGCGAGACGUCCAGAACUGAAUCAACGCGCCCCCGGUGACAAUCAACGCAAUGGAGGAAGGCCAGCACAAAGCAGCGGCAGGCUCGGAAGAUGCGGCCGCGCUCGCCCGGCUGGGCGUGAAGCAGGAGCUGGAGCGCAACUUCAGCACCAUCUCGAUGCUCGGGCUGGCCUUCGCCAUCCUCAACAGCUGGACGGCGCUGGCCACGUCGCUGUCGCUCGCGCUGCCCUCGGGCGGCCCCAGCGCCAUCAUCUGGGGCCUCGUCGUCGCGGGGAUCUGCAACCUGUGCCUGGCCGCGUCGCUGGCCGAGUUCCUGUCGGCGUACCCGACCGCGGGCGGCCAGUACCACUGGGCGGCCAUCGUCAGCUGGCGCCGCUUCAGCCCGGCCAUCAGCUUCGUGACCGGCUGGAUCAACGUGGCGGCGUGGGUGUGCCUGACCGCGACGGGCGGCUUGCUCGGCAGCCAGCUGAUCAUCGGCCUCAUGGCGCUGUUCAACCCGAGCUACGAGGCGCAGCCGUGGCAGCAGUUCCUCAUCUACAUCGCCUACACGCUCGCCGCCUUCGUCAUCAACGCGCUGGCCAACCGGCUGUUGGCGCUCUUCACCAAGGCCGCCUUCUUCUGGUCUGUGGCGGGCUUCGUCAUCAUCAGCAUCACGGUGCUGGCCUGUGCCGCGCCCGAGCACCGGUACCAGAGCGGCGCCUUCGUGUACGGCGCCUUCAUCAACGAGACCGGCUGGCCCGACGGGCUGGCCUGGCUGCUGGGCCUGCUGCAGGGCGCCUUCGCGCUGACGGGCUUCGACGCGACCGCGCACAUGAUCGAGGAGAUCCCGCGGCCGCAGCACGAGGGCCCGCGCAUCAUGCUGCUGUGCAUCGGCAUCGGCAUCUUCACCGGCUUCGUCUUCCUCAGCUGCCUGCUGUUCGUGCUGCGCGACAUUGACAACACCAUCGGCUCGACGGCCGGCCCGCUGCUGCAGAUCCUGUACGAUGCCACGGGCAACAGCCGCGCCGGCGCCACAUGCCUGUACAUCUUCCCCAUCGUGUGCAUGCUGUUCACGACGACCAGCCUCAUGACGACGAGCAGCCGGAUGAGCUACGCGUUCGCGCGCGACCGCGGCCUGCCGGCCAGCCGCGUGUUCGCGGCCGUCAACCAGACGCUCGGCGUGCCGCUCAACGCGCUCAUCUGGACCACCGCCUGGGUCAUCAUCUUCGGCUGCGUCUUCCUGGGCUCGACCAGCGCCUUCAACGCCAUCGUCUCGGCCAGCGUCGUCGCCCUCGGCGUCACCUACGCCAUCCCGCCCGCCAUCAACUGCCUGCGCGGCCGCCGCAUGCUGCCCGCGUCCAGGCCGUUCAAGCUCUCGGAGCCGGUCGGCUGGACGGUCAACCUGAUCGGCAUCGCGUGGACGGUGCUGACCACGGUCCUGUUCGUCUUCCCGCCCGAGAUCCCCACGACGGCGGCGAACAUGAACUACUGCAUCGUCGCGUUCGGCGUCGUCCUGCUCAUCGCCGGCGUGCAGUGGAUCGUGGACGGGAGGAAGAACUUCACGGGCCCCAAGGUGGACAUCGACGGGCUGGUGCACGGCGCCGUCGAGGCCAUCACGGUCGGCGAAGGCGACGUUGUCGAGGUCGAGCAGUCGGAAAAGCGUGAAGAGAGCUCCAGUUGAGUCUCACCGGGUGACCAGUUAGGGGCAAUCUGUGUGUGAGAAACGCAGCCCGCUUCGAUCCGUCAUGUGAUCGGGGCGUACUUGGGCGGGCAAAGAGAAGGUAGUGUUGAAAUGUAAUGAAUAUGUUGUGUCGUGUUGAUUGGGUUUUCCCUCCUUGCACUUCGUUAGCCAUCUUCAGGGGCCGUCGAGGACCGGCAGAUCUAAGGAUACAUCGCGAUUUUGCCCUGCCGGCAACCGCCUCUUCGGCAGGCAUAUCAAAAUGCCCAUCGUAGCGCUCCUGACCUGAUCCAGGUCAUGUAAAUAUCUCAAACAGGAUACACGGCAGGGCCGCGGAAAACAAGGGUCGGCUGCU